Molecule: messenger RNA, 971 nt
Organism: Falco peregrinus (peregrine falcon)
Lineage: Eukaryota; Metazoa; Chordata; Aves; Falconiformes; Falconidae
Product: zinc finger protein 771-like
Exons: 4
Coding region: 124-855 (243 amino acids)
Biological process (GO): regulation of transcription by RNA polymerase II
Molecular function (GO): RNA polymerase II cis-regulatory region sequence-specific DNA binding; DNA-binding transcription factor activity, RNA polymerase II-specific
Source: RefSeq, a predicted model, not a curated record
ACCCCUACCCCCUACCCCCCCUCCCCUCCCCCACCGCACCCCCCCCACCCCCCCACCUCCCCCGGCGACCCCUGACCCCUGACCUCUGACCCCGGGCAGCGGGGGCAGCCGCGGCGCAGCACAAUGGAGGCCGGGUCCUCCGCGGUCCCCGAGUUCCCAGAGGACGGUGACAGCUCCGGGCCCCCCCCGCGGGGGAGACCCCAGGCCACCAGCGCCCCUCCCCCCCCCGCCAGCGCUGUGACCCCACCAGCCACCUCCCCCCGCCCCUUCCCCUGCCCCUCCUGCGGCAAAACCUUCGCCCAGCGCUCCAACCUCCUCAAACACCGCCGCGUCCACACCGGCGACCGCCCCUACCGCUGCCCCGACUGCGGCCGCUGCUUCGGUUGGAGCUCUUCCCUCCUCGAACACCGCAAAGGCCACGCCGGCGCCAAACCCCACGCCUGCCCUGAGUGCGGCAAGACGUUCCGCCGCUCCUCCACGCUCCUGGAGCACCAGCGCACCCACACGGGCGAGAAACCCUUCGGUUGCCCUCAGUGCGGCGCGCGCUUCAGCCAGAACUCAACGUUGGUCCAUCACCGGCGGACCCACACCGGGGAACGGCCCUACGGUUGCCCGGAAUGUGGGAGAAAGUUUGGGAGAAAAUCCACGUUGGCCACGCAUCGCCGCGUCCAUACCGGGGAACGACCCUACGGUUGCGGCGAGUGCGGGAGGAGGUUCGCCGUCAGUUCCGAUUUGGCCAAGCAUCGGCGCGGGGCGCACAGCGGGGGGCUGCGGCGAGGAGGGGUUGGGGGCAGGGGCGGGGGCAGGGCGGAGGAAGAGGAGCCAUGGCGGGGGCGUCAACAGCGUCGACGUUGAGGGCAAUGGCGGCGUUGACCGUGUUGACUGCGUUGACCAUAUCGACCGUGUUGCCGGCAUUGAUGGCGCUGGCCGCGUUGACCACGUCGACUGUGUUGACCGCGUUGACCGCAUUG